AUGGUGCCUAAAAAGACCUUACCACGGGUGGCAAAAUCAUAUCCGAGCCCUGAAACGUCAAUUGACAACCUUUCGGAUGAUCAAACAAGAAGCGAAACAAACGCGUUCGAUCUCCCAGGUUUGCCCCCAAAAGCCGAAUGCAACGAGUUGGUCAAACAGUACUCCACAACCAUCCAUCCCUUGAUCCCAAUUGUCAACCUUGAGAGGUUUUUCGAGUGCUACUCCAAUCCCACCAGAAAUGAUCCCAUUUUCGUGCUCCAAUUUAUCACUGUAAUUUAUUCCUCCAUUGCAAUCACCAAAAUGCCAUCCGAACAGCUAAUACGUCUACUGGAGAAGCAGCUGGAACACGCUACUCCAAUUCAAAAAUGCGAGUCUCUUGUUGUGCUUUUGUUUGUCCAACCCAAAAACCCGUUUGGCUCUGUUUGUUCACUUGUGCGCCUUGCCUAUUCCCUCAACUUGCACAGAGACCCGAUACUGUUCCACAACAUCACCAACAAACAAUCGAUUCAGUACUACCGCGCUCUCUGGUGGUCGGUGUUACAGCUGGACUGUAUCUUUUCGCUUUCGAACGAUCUUCCCUCGACUGUUUUGCACGGCCAGUACGACACGCUGCGUCCGGACGAAUACAUCAGAGAAACACAAAAAGCAACAUUAGACCCGUACAUUGCUUUUGCAAACACAAUUUCACAGUGGUGCGCGUGCUCAAGUUCGCUCUGGAACAAAAAGUAUGCGUUACACCCCAUCUCAGAUCAGGACAUCAAAUCUUCCGAAAACGAAAUACAGGAUUUUGCCCUGUACUGCUCAUCAACAAUACAGAGUCUCACUAAUGACUCGCAAUUGCAAACUAUUCAGCUGCAGAUGAUGACUUCAGUGCUUAUGUCGCUUUCAGAUCGUCUCAAAUUGAUUUUGCUUCUUCUCCGCGAAAAGACCAGAUCGAUCGCAUUUUUACCACCUGACAAUAAUUUGAUCCAAUCCUUACUAACACCGAUUUCACCCAUGUUCAGUUGGUACACAUUCUUCCAGCCAUUUCAAAUCUCUGUUUCACUAUUCAGGUCUGUUCUAAGUCAAAUCAGACACGGGGUGGUGCCGAUCGAUACGGUUCUUCUUUUGCAACGGGCACUGCAAUGCACCCAACAGUCUCCACUGAAAAAAUUAUUCGAGGAAUUGUGGGGUGACGUCCUUGCUAACAAAAUCGGGGGUUGCCGGUUAAAGUCGACUGAUUGCAGCGGAUUUGCAAAGAAUCCGAUCGAAUUCAAUAAAGCCUACUUUGACUCACAGUUGAUCCGGAUUACUAAUAACUGUGGUGGAAUCUUUUAA
Messenger RNA from Ogataea philodendri, 1317 nucleotides. RefSeq lists its product as uncharacterized. Gene Ontology annotation, biological process: positive regulation of transcription from RNA polymerase II promoter by galactose. The record is from RefSeq and is a predicted model, not a curated record. Gene Ontology annotation, molecular function: DNA-binding transcription factor activity, RNA polymerase II-specific; RNA polymerase II cis-regulatory region sequence-specific DNA binding. Gene Ontology annotation, cellular component: nucleus. The transcript has a single exon. Lineage: Eukaryota; Fungi; Ascomycota; Pichiomycetes; Pichiales; Pichiaceae. Bases 1 to 1317 code for a protein of 438 amino acids.